AUGGUUAUGAGUUGCAUGCCAGAUGUUCUUAAACAAUCUAGAUGGCGAGUGAAUGAGGAUGGUUUAUCAUUUUGGUGGGAUAGAUGGUCAAAUAUGGAUCCUUUGAGAGAUCGGAUGCUUUUGGUUGAACAGCCUAAAAUCUUGAUCAAAGAUCUUAAAAAUGACAACGGGUGGAAUGAAAAUCUGAUAGAGGAGCUAGUUGGGAGAGAUCAAGCGGGAGGGGUUCUUGCUAAACUGGGAAAAAUCGAGACAGGCAAAGACAAACUGAUUUGGACUAAAAGCUUGAAUGGAAAUUUUUCUGUAAAAAGUGUUUGGGAAGCUACAAGAUAUCAGGGACAGAUAUCACAGUGGCAUGAAUGGAUUUGGCACCUAACUCUACUAAAGAAGAUUUUGUUAAAUAUGUGGUUGGCCAUGAAAGGAGGUCUCUCAGUAGAUGACAAAAUCCUAAAGGCUAGAAUCCCCAUUGUAUCAAAGUAUAUGUGUUGCUUGUAG
Fraxinus pennsylvanica is the source of this 492-nucleotide messenger RNA. The record is from the annotation of a GenBank genome assembly. Lineage: Eukaryota; Viridiplantae; Streptophyta; Magnoliopsida; Lamiales; Oleaceae.